UAAAGGGUAUAUAAGCACAUGCUCUCCUUUCAAUCUUCCUAGCAGUUUUGAGCAGUUUUGCUCACAUCAUAAUCCGUAACCAUGAAGUGGUUAACGUUAAUUUCAUUUAUUUUCCUCCUAAGUUCUGCCAGAUCCAGGAACCUGCACAGAGCUGCACGAGAUGCAGACCACAAGAGUCAGAUUGCCCAUCGCUACAAUGACCUGAAGGAAGAGACAUUUAAGGCAGUUGCCAUGAUCACAUUUGCCCAGUACCUGCAGAAGUGUUCCUACGAUGGACUGUCUAAGCUGGUGAGGGAUAUUGUCGAUUUGGCACACAAGUGCGUGGCCAACGAGGAUGCUCCCGAGUGCACAAAGCCACUGCCCACCAUUUUCCUGGACAGAAUCUGCCAAGUUGACCAGCUCCGUGACUCCUACGGUGACAUGGCUGACUGCUGUGGGAAGGCUGAUCCCGAGAGAAACCAGUGCUUCCUGUCCUUCAAAGUUCACCAGCCAGACUUCAUUCCUCCAUACGAGAGACCUGCUGCCGAUGUGAUUUGCACCCAGUACCAGGACAACCGGGUGGGACUGCUGGGAAAUUUUGUCUACACUGUUGCAAGGAGAAACCCCUUCCUGCACGCCCCAGCAAUCCUGGGUCUGGCUGCUGAGUAUGAAAAUGCCCUUAAAAGCUGUUGCCCAGAGAGUGAUGUUGGUGCUUGCUUGGAUGAAAAGGCAUCUGUCAUCAAGGAGAGAGCCAAGCUGAUAGGGGUGCAGCAGCAGCACGGGUGCCGCAUCCUCGAGAAGUACGGCGAGAGAACCUUCCAGGCAAACAAACUUGCUCGCUUAAGCCAGAAAUACCCCAAGUCUCCAUUUGCAGAAGUCGUCAAGAUGGUCCACGAUGUGAAGGAUGUCUACAAAGAGUGCUGCGAAGGGGACAUGGUCGAGUGUGUGGAUGACUGGUCAGAGCUCGUGAAGUCUUUGUGCUCUAAACAAGAUGUUUUCUCAAGUAAACUCAAACCCUGCUGCGAGAAGCCAGUUGUGGAACGGACCAAGUGCAUCAUGGAAGCAGAUUUUGAUGAAAAGCCUGACAAUCUUCCUUCACUGGUUGAAAAAUACAUUCAGGAUAAGGAAGUGUGUAAAAGCUAUGAGGCAGGCCACGAUGCAUUCCUGUCAGAGUUUGUCUAUGAAUAUUCACGGAGACACCCUGAGCUCUCCACAACAGUGAUUCUGAGGGUUGCUAAGGGAUAUGAAACACUCCUGGAUAAGUGCUGCAAGACAGACAACCCUGCUGAGUGCUACGCAAACGCUGAAGAGGAACUGAACAAGCACAUCAAGGAAACUCAGGAGCUUGUGAAGACAAACUGUGACCUUUACAAUACCCAUGGCGAGGCAGACUUCCUUAAAGGAAUUCUGGUCCGCUACACUAAGAAAAUGCCCCAAGUAUCAACGGACACCUUGCUUGAAAUUGGGAAGAAAAUGACAGCUGUGGGCACCAAGUGCUGCAGUCUGCCCGAGGAGAAGCGCCUGUCUUGUUCUGAGCACUACCUGAGCAUCGUGAUUGAAAAAAUGUGCAAGAAGCAGGAGAGCACACCCAUAAAUGACCAGGUUACACACUGCUGCAACGAGCUGUACUCUUACAAGAGACCAUGUUUCACUGCCAUGGGCGUAGACACCAAAUAUGUGCCUCCCCCGUUUGACCCAAUGAUGUUCAAUUUUGAUGACAAGCUGUGCAGCGCUCCUGCUGCCGAGCGGGAAGAAGGCCAGCUGAAAUUGCUCGUCAACCUCAUCAAGCGCAAGCCCCAGAUGACAGAAGACCAAAUAAAGACAAUUGCUGGGGGUUUCACUUCCAUGGUGGACAAGUGCUGCAAGGCAGCAGAUAUUGACACGUGCCUCGGGGAAGAGGGUGCAGCCCUAAUAGUCCAGAGCAGAGCCAUAUUGGGAAUUGGUGCUUAACCCAAGGUUGCCAGCGGGAAAAAUAUGAAGAAAAAAAUCCCUUCUGUGUAACAUCUCCCACCCCUUACCCUUUGUCCUUCAGUACUGAGUGAAUAUUUCAUGAACCUUCUGGUUUUUGUCAAACUACGUGCUUUUCCAGAAACUUUUCAAUUCCUUUACUUUGGAAAAAAAAAAGAAAAAUAAAAGCUUUGUAAAACUGCA
Myiozetetes cayanensis is the source of this 2130-nucleotide messenger RNA. It is a transcript of the gene ALB, whose product is annotated as albumin. Lineage: Eukaryota; Metazoa; Chordata; Aves; Passeriformes; Tyrannidae. Gene Ontology annotation, biological process: transport. The record is from RefSeq and is a predicted model, not a curated record. Gene Ontology annotation, cellular component: blood microparticle; cytoplasm. The coding region runs from base 82 to 1929 and encodes 615 amino acids. The transcript has 15 exons.